Messenger RNA from Selaginella moellendorffii, 2223 nucleotides. Its product is annotated as pentatricopeptide repeat-containing protein At3g26782, mitochondrial-like. Gene Ontology annotation, molecular function: protein binding; zinc ion binding; RNA binding. The record is from RefSeq and is a predicted model, not a curated record. Lineage: Eukaryota; Viridiplantae; Streptophyta; Lycopodiopsida; Selaginellales; Selaginellaceae. The coding region runs from base 1 to 2223 and encodes 740 amino acids. Gene Ontology annotation, biological process: RNA modification. The transcript has 2 exons.
AUGAGGGAGUUCCAGGAGACGACGCUAUGGAAAUCCAUUCUGGCGAAGACUCCCACCAUGGAUGCUAACCAGCGUGUUUGCAAUGUAAAUGCCAGAGUCGUGUCCAUUGUGGCGAGGAGCUCCAGAGACCUCCCAAAGGGAAGGCUCGUCCACGCAAACGCCGCUCACAAUGGACACGACUCCAACAUUUACAUUGCAAACACGCUGCUCAGCAUGUACGCUAAGUGUGGAGCCAUGGUGGACGCUGCUCGAGUCUUCGCCAAAAUGGAUCGCCACAGCAUCGUCUCCUGGAACUCGCUCAUCCUGGGAUACGCCGAGAACGGCCAAGGCGAGCUCGCGCUGGUUCUCUUUGCAAGCAUGGAACGCAGGACAAGCUUCCACUUUGAUGGUCGGACUUUCGUGGCUGCGCUGAAGGCUUGCACGAGUUUGGCCGUGGAGGAGUCCAAAGCUUCCGGCAGCAAAACGAUGGUGAAGCCUGUUUCACUGGAGAAAUCCAUGGCUGUGCACGCUCUCGCGGCAGCCCGAGGCUUUCAAGAGGAUGUUUUCGUGAAGAACACUUUGGUGGACGCGUAUGCGAAGUGUGGGAGCAUGGCCGACGCUUGGAGAGUUUUUGCCGGUGCUGGGAACCGCGACUUGAUUACCUGGAACGCGCUCGUACAGGGAUUUGCAGACUGUGGAGAAGAACAGCUAGCUUUCGAGUUUCUCUCGAUGAUGGAGGUGGAAGCUCUUCGAGCGGAUGGUUUGAGCUUUACUGCCGGUUUUAAGGCCUGUGCCGGGCUGGCCGAGAAGGAACAAGGCCGGGAGAUCGACGGGACGAUGGUAAAGACCAAGGCUCUCGAGAAAACCAUGGCUUUGCACGUCCAAGCUUCUCGCAAGAACUUAGACUCGCACGACAUCAUGGUGGGGAACGCUCUGGUUGACGCCUAUGCCAAGAGUGGGAGCCUCACGGACGCGAGCAGGGCCUUUGCGAGGAUCCAGAAGCGAGACUUGGUGCUGUGGAACACGCUCCUCGCGGGACACGCGUCAAACGAGCAAGGAGAGGAAACUUUGGAUCUCUUCUUCCAGAUGAUCAUGGAUGAUCACACCGAGCCGGAUGCUCGGAGCUUCGUGGCUGUGCUCAAGGCCAGCGGCACCAUGGUCGCCUUGAGCGCCACCCGGUUGAUCCACUCGGAGAUAUGCCGGCGUGGAGUCGCGGACGAGAACGAGAUCAUCGCGUGCUCGCUGCUGGAUUCAUACGCUCGGUGUGGAAGCAUGCAGAGCGCACUCCAGGUAUUCGAUUCGCUUGCAAAGCCUGACUCGGUGCUGUGGACUGCGUUGCUUUCAGGAUAUAGCCGCGAGGGAAACACCCGGCUCGUGUUUGAGACGUUCUGCGCGUUUCUCGACCAAGGCUUUCGUCCAAACAGUGUGACUUUCGUGUGCCUUCUCACGGCGAGCAGCCACGCCGGCCUGGUCGCCAAAGGCCAGGCGAUCUUCCAAGCGAUGGAGCUAAAGUUUGGGAUCCAGCCAGGGCCGGAGCACUACCUAUGCAUGGUGGAUCUCUUGGGACGCGGUAACAGGCUAGACGAAGCCGUGAAGAUGGUGGAAGCCAUGGAAGAUGCUACAGUCGGGCACUGGAUGACCGUCUUGGGGGCUUGCAAGAAGUGGAAGAACGUAGAGAUGGCAAAGCUCGCUUUCGAAAAGGUCGUGGAGCUGGACGAGAGAGAUCCUGCUGCUUACUCGCUCAUGCUUGCGACUUAUGCGAGCUUGGGGAUGUGGCAGGAGAUGCCGCGAGUUUACGAGAUGAGGAGGAAAGGUGGCGGGCUUGCGAGGCCGGGAUUGAGCUGGUGGACGGACGAGACGGGGGCAGUGCACAAGUUCGUGGCCGGGGACGUGCGGCAUCCACAGAUGGAAGAGAUCCAGCGAAAGUUGGGAGAGCUCGCGGUGAAGAUGAACGAAAAAGGCUACGUUGCGGACUUGGCGAGCGCUGCGAGGAAGAGAGCUUCCGAUGCCGACAAGGAGAGGUCGCUAUGUUGUCACAGUGAGAGGCUGGCGAUCGCGUGUGCGCUCGUGAAUUCCUCCCCCGGGACUACGAUCAGGAUUGCGAAGAACUUGAGAGUUUGCGACGAUUGUCACUCGGCGACGGCGUUUUUUUCCAGGAUUGAGCGGCGGGAGAUCAUUUGUAGGGACUCGAGCAGGUUCCACGCGUUUCGCGAUGGUGCUUGUUCGUGUGGAGACUUCUGGUAA